Molecule: messenger RNA, 540 nt
Organism: Sitophilus oryzae (rice weevil)
Lineage: Eukaryota; Metazoa; Arthropoda; Insecta; Coleoptera; Curculionidae
Exons: 3
Coding region: 1-447 (148 amino acids)
Source: RefSeq, a predicted model, not a curated record
AUGUUCACAUGUUCAUCUUGUCAAAAAUCGUUCAGUCGUAAAGACAAUUUAAUUCGUCACUUAAAGAAUGCGUGCAAAAAAGUAAUUUGUAACAGCAGUGCAACAAAGGACUUAGUAGAAGAUUUUUUAACAAUUAUUGACAACAAGGCUGAUGAAUUCGCAGAAAAGGACUCUGGAUGGAUUUUACUAAAUCUUCUUUUUUUGGAGAUAAACAUCAACAAAUUCAAUCCUUUGAGAGCGUCAUCGUUUAUUCAACUUCCUCCCGAAAUAACACAACGUCAAGCUGUCGUCAACAUAAGAAAUAACGAUGACUACUGCUUCGCAUGGUACGUAGUUGCAGCCCUUCAUCCUCCAACAGGUGUUGAUUUUCAAACAUCAUCAAACCCACACUAUUCAACAGUUUUGAACACUACAGGUAUUGAUUUUCCAAUAACCUUAAGACAUUAAAAAUGUUGAAAAUCAAAACAAUAUUUCUAUCAAUGUGUACGGUUUAGAAAAAUAUUAUAAUAAAAUUUCUAAUAAUGAAGAAUAUGAAAUAAU